AUGUCGGUGGCUCGGCUGGGGUCGGACGGCGUCCCGGACUGUCGGGCCUGGGGCGAGCGAGACGGGGAGCCAGGCGAGCGUCCGGGGGAGGCGGCCGCGGAGACGCGAGACCUCCAGUCCGGCCCACCUGCCGGCCAGCCAGCCAGCGAGGCAAAAGGCUUGGGCCGGCCCGACGGAGCCCGCCAGGGCCCCCGCCGGGGCCACGCGCAGCCGCCCGCCGGCCCCGCCGAGCCAACCUGCCGGACCGCCCGCCGCCGCGCCGUCAAAACGCUCUGCGUUGGCCGGGAAUCGAACCCGGGUCAACUGCUUGAAGGCAGCUAUGCUCACCACUAUACCACCAACGCUGCACAGCCCGGGCCGCCCCGGACGCCGGCCCAGGCUCCGCACCAGCGCCUCCUCGCCCUCUCGCCACCGCCUCCGCCGCCUUGCCGCAGCCCUGCCCCGACGUGCCGGCGUCGCAGCUCUGCGCCGUCGCGGGCGCACCAGCGGCCGCCCGGCGCCCACCCCAGCCGCCACCCCCACGCAGCCCUGGCUGCUCCGCAGGCACGACCGCCCGCCGCCUCCAGCCGCCCGCCUCUGGGGGGCGCUCUCGCCGCCCUGCGGCUCCCGGGCCCUCGGCUGCCCCCCGGCAGCCGGGCAGCUGUCCGUCGCGUGAGCGAGGAGCCCGUGGCGGCCAGCCUCCCGUCAGGAGGUCCCGGCUGGGCUGGGCCGAGCCCGAACGCGCCAGGGCGCCAGGGCGCCAGGGCCGACGAGGAAGGGCAGGGGGUGCGGGGGGUCGGGUCGACGGCGGGCAGGACGGGCCCCCGCGGUCGCCCCGCGCCUCUGGCCGCACGGGGCCGGGCGGAGGCACGAGGGAGGAGAAGCAGGACAAGGAGGAGAAGAGGAGAAGGAGGGCCCUGGGGGCCGGCGUACGUUUGGGCAGAGCGGCGGCGGCGCCCGCGACCAAAAGGAGGCGUGUCUCGCCUCCCCGUCGGGGAAUCGAACCCCGGUCUCCCGCGUGACAGGCGGGGUACUCACCACUAUACUAACGAGGACGGCGGCGGCGGCCGCCCGGGCGCCCGACCCCCUCUCCGCCCGCCCGCCCGCCCCGCCGGCCUGCCUGCCUGCCCACGCCACCCGGGCCCUCGACGUCCCGCGCGCCCGUCCUGCCAGGGCCCCGCCACGUGCCCCGGGCCACGGCCCACCCGGCCCGACCCCCCGGCCGCCGCGUCAGCGCGCACAGCAGUCCCCCGGCCCGACUCGGAGCGUCGCGCCCCCGGACCCGCCGCCAGCCCCCGCCCCCGCCCAGCCGCGCGGGGAUGGCGGGCGGGAGAAGACGCCCGACACGGCAAGCAGGGCAUGGCGCGAGCGAGCCGGAGCCCCGCGCGGGAUGGGCGCUGCGGGCGGCGGGGGGCGGCGGGGGGCGGGGCGGGGGGCCCGGACGCCCGCAGAGGGUGCGCGCCCCGGGAAGGGGGAGGGGGCGGCGGCGAGGACCGCGGCGAGGUGCUGGCGGCGCCAGCAGAGUCAGUCGGCGGGCCGUUGGCCUCGUCGACCGGACCCCCGCCCUACCACCUCCCCCCGCCCGCCCGCUGGGAGCGCGGUGGUCCCCACGGCCUGUCCUUUCCGCCGGCCCCCAUUCAUUCAGUGGUCUCCACCCCCCUCCGUCCCCGGGGCGCCCACGAGGCGUGGCCACCCGGAGGCCUCACCACAGGCCACACGCCCGCCAGGCGGGCAGCCGAGCCCUCCGCGCGCCAGCCAGAGACGGGACCCCCGCCCCGUUCGCUGGGCCUGGCCCGGGGGGGCGGGGUGGGGUCCACCCCGCCGUUGGUGGCUCCGGGGAGCCCUGAGCGCAAGGCAGCCUGCCUCCCCGGGCCCCCUCCGCGCCGGAAGCCGCUGCGGGCCGGGGCUCCAGGACGCCAGCGCGCUCCAUCACCGCGCCGCCCGCCAGCCAGCCAGCCGGCGGCCGCUCCGCCCAAGCGCACCUGCCGGCCUCACCCCCAACCGCAGCCCAGCUCGGCCCCCGACGGAGAGCUGCGGGCAGAGCUCACACGCCCUUUCUUUGGCCUCUUGGCUUGGGCGCUACUCGGCGGCCCCCCCAUCUCCGACGACGACACCGACGCCGACACGCACCAACUACGCGCACCCACCUCCCCCCCCCCCCACCCCGCGGCACCCCGGGAGCGCACACAAUCCGAGCUCCGGGCCCCAGCCGGCCCCCGCCGGCGCGCACUGCACGGGCCGGAGAGCCAUCCGCCAAUGGGCCUUCGGGUGGCGGCCGGGAGGGAAGGGAAGGUCCGCGCUGUGAGCUGCGCCGGCCACAGACGCCCUGCGCUGCCUGGGAAUCGGGCGCGGGUCAGGCUUGGCCAGGCUGCUUCCUCCCGGCAAGGGACAGGUGUCUGGCGGCGGCCACGCCCCAGGGAGAGGGCGCAGGGUGAGCCGAGUCCGCCUCGGGCCUCGCUGGGACCGUGGGCGCCGCGCGCCGGCCCGAGCCCGAGCCCGAGCCCGAGCCCGAGCCCUCGGCGCAUCUGCACGGUCGCGGAGCCUGUCUUGCAGACCGCGGGCCCGCCCGCCCGCCCCCGCGCAGCGGGUGCUCACCACUGGCCGUGCCGGGACGACGACGAGCGCCGCUGGGGAAGCCGUCUGGUGGCCGCCGCCACCGCCCUGGCCGCCACGCUCCACCCGGCUGCCCGCCCCCUGCCGCCCGACGUGGCCCAGCCCCGGGAUGCUCUCUAUGGCCACCUGGCCGCGGUCUCCUUCAAACACGGGCCACUCCCCACUGCUAAAGUCACCGCGAGCACCAGGUCCAUGCAGCCUAGCCAGCACCGGCGCCAGCACACCCAGCCUCGAGGGACAGCGCCACCGCCACGGCUGUCACCAGCACGUCGGGUCCACGAACGGCGGCGCACCAGCAUGGGCAUCACGGCCAAGGGCACGGAGGACCACCAUCCCACACCAGCACCAGCACCAGCACCAGCACCAGGACUACCACCACCAUGCCAGAAGCAGUUGUACCAGCAGCAGCAGCAGCAGCAGCAGCAGCAGCAGCGGGACGUGCCCACCGCCAGCAGGCCAGCGUAG
Canis lupus familiaris (dog) is the source of this 3057-nucleotide messenger RNA. RefSeq names its product basic proline-rich protein-like. The transcript is spliced from 8 exons. Bases 1 to 3057 code for a protein of 1018 amino acids. The record is from RefSeq and is a predicted model, not a curated record. NCBI's taxonomy places the organism in Eukaryota, Metazoa, Chordata, Mammalia, Carnivora, Canidae.